Molecule: messenger RNA, 2273 nt
Organism: Gryllus bimaculatus (two-spotted cricket)
Lineage: Eukaryota; Metazoa; Arthropoda; Insecta; Orthoptera; Gryllidae
Source: the annotation of a GenBank genome assembly
AUGAAGACUAAGAUGAACACAAAGACGAAGAAUACGAUGAUGACAACGAAGAAGAUGGCCCUGAAGAAGACGAAGAUGAAGACGACGACGACAAAGUGGAAGAAGAAGAAUUAUGCAAUUGAGAGUGGACAGGAUGGGGACAGUUAUCUCUGGCGCCCCAUGUUAUGUCUAUGUUUGGAACUAUACGUGCAAUAUCACUUGAGAAAAUUAAAGAACCACAAUUUUAAACAUUGAAGUUACCUCAACCAAAGGGCAAUGGCUUCUGAUGACAGAAAUUUUCGAUCUUCAUACUAUGAGAAAGUUGGUUUCAGAAGUGUAGAAGAGAAAAAAUCCCUAGAAAUUCUAUUGAAGGAUAAACCAAUCGAUGUCGGAAAAAUUAGACAGUUCUGUUUAAGAUUUACUGUUCCAGGCUUGUACAGAAAUCUUGUCUGGAAAUUGUUACUUCGUGUUGUUCCUAUUCAUGUUGACAGUCAUCCAUUUGUAAUGAAGCAGAGAGAACAGCAAUAUAAAGACCUUUUGCAUGGGUUGAAAACCAUGCGCAUUGUAAAUAAUCAAACAUCUAAACCACAGCUUUAUAUUCUCAUGUGGCUCUUGGAAACGGGGAAAUUGAAAUUUGAUUUUGUUGGACAGUUAGAUAGUGAGUUACAUAACAAUCUUGCUGCCAUUUCUCAUACUUUAUCUAGUAUAUUUGAAAGUGACGUAGAUGCAUAUUGGAUUUCAAAGGGCUUUUUUGAAUGUGUUGUUAAAUUUUUCAAUGAUAUACCACAUUUAAUUGCGUUGACAAAAACUCAAUUAGAAAAGGAAGAUCAAGAUCUUAAUGAACAUUUAGUGGAAAUUGGUGCAAUUAGUGCAAUUCCAUUCCAUAAUUGGUUGUGUUGUUGCUUUGCGGGAAUUAUAAGUGAAUCAUCUCUAGAGAAAGUAUGGGAUAAGUUAAUUGGAGGAUCGUGCAAGGUGCUAAUUUUUGUUGCUGUUGUUCUCUUAAUAACACUUCGACGUCUACUAUUGAAAUGUACAACAGUUGAUAGUGUUCUAGAUUGUUUGGGUAACAUCUCAGAAGAAGUGUCAGAAGUUAUAGUUAAUCAAGGCAUUGAAAUGUGGCAGCAAUCUGGCACCUCAUUCAGCACAGGCCUAACACAGAGGCAUUAAGUCUUAAUGACAAAAAAAUUGUAAAAAGAGCACAAGCUCUUUCAGAACUGUCAAACAAAAUUUUAUAUUAAAUGUAAAAUUCUAUAUUGUAUGCUUACAAAGUAAAUUUUUUUUAAAGGUAGUAGAAAUGCUGUCAUUUUUUUCUUUGUGAAUCAUUUACUGGAAGCAGUAUUAUUUUUUAAAAGUAUUUGAAAAUAUGUCAAGGAACUUAGCCAUACACUUGGGCCAGCAUAAGUAGAAAAUAAUUUAAUUUUCACGUUUGAUUGAGGAAGACGUAAUUAACAUGUUAACCUAAUGUUUCUGUUCAUACAAAAGUGGUGUAAAAAUAAUGAUUGCAAACCCUCUUUGUCUUCCCAAAAUUUCUGAAAUGUGUACACAAUUAUGUUCAGAGUAUUGAACUAAACAAAAACAUUAAAUGGAGAAAAAUUAGUAAUAAUGACUAUUUGCAUUUCAUUUUAGGAAAUAGCCUAUAUCAAUUAUAAAAUUUGUCAGUUUGCACAUUAACUGUAUUAAUAAAUCAUAUAAAAACCCGGCAUCUAAAUCUUUGCAAGUAGUGCAUAUUACUAAACAAAAAGUUAGGCUAUACAUUAAUGACCACUAUUACAAAUGUCACUCUUUGGCCCUCGUAAGCCUAAAAAUCUAAUCUCAAUUUUUUUUUCUUUCGUACUUGUAUUAGUACGUUGGAUAUUAUUCCUAAGCAAGAGCCCAUAUCCUAUUUAGAAAUAGUUGAAAAUCACUAAAGAAAUAAAGACCUUUUUUUUCAUGUAUGCUUUUAUCCAAAGGUUUGUGUUUUUGAGUAUUGCCUUUUAUGUGUAGAGGAUUAGUAUUUGCAGGUUCUGAAAAUAAUGUCCCCCCCCCCCCUCUCCAACACUAAUUGGGAUUUCUCCAUUGUAUUAUUACGGCUGAGAGCUUUAGAUUCAUAAUGGAUUCAUAAUUAGAUUCAGUCAGAGUCAUGUGUUCCUGUUGUUUAUAUAUAGGUUUCUAAUUUCUUCACAACAUAUAUUCUGUACUCCUGUCCACUCAACAAACCUAAUUGGUUCUAUCUAUAAAUAGGGUUUUAAGUUUUAUGAAGCCAAAUGCAAUAAAAUAUCAUUUCUAGAAAACUGGAAGCAAUAACAAAUCUGACU